Molecule: messenger RNA, 2166 nt
Organism: Sugiyamaella lignohabitans
Lineage: Eukaryota; Fungi; Ascomycota; Dipodascomycetes; Dipodascales; Trichomonascaceae
Gene: KSP1
Product: putative serine/threonine protein kinase KSP1
Exons: 1
Coding region: 1-2166 (721 amino acids)
Biological process (GO): protein autophosphorylation; autophagy; peptidyl-serine phosphorylation
Cellular component (GO): cytoplasm; autophagosome
Molecular function (GO): ATP binding; protein serine/threonine kinase activity
Source: RefSeq, a predicted model, not a curated record
AUGCCAGCUAUUACUGAAAAGCCUCCAACUCAAUCUCAGACAUCCGCGUCUCCAUCGAAAUCUCUUCUCAAUGGUAGAUACCAGAUUAUUGCCGACAUCAACAAAGGUUCUUAUGGAGUUGUGUCUUUAGCCAAGGAUAUUGGCGGCGAUGGAAGUCUGGUAGCUAUCAAGUGCAUUACCAAGUCAUCCAACUGUGCUGUUUAUGAAGAAGCCCUUUAUGAAGUGGAAAUGCACAAGCGAUUAGGAAAUCACCCUAAUAUUGUACAGUUGAUUGACUUCUUUGAUGAGAACUCCAAGGCCUAUUUGGUUCUCGAAUAUUGUGCACCCGGUGAUUUGUACGAAGCUAUUAAGGCGGGACGUGGACCUAGAGAACAAAAUUGCGUACUUGAUUUUAUGCUCCAAUUGAUCGAUUCUGUAGAAUAUUGCCACAGCAAAGGUGUCUACCACCGAGACAUUAAGCCUGAGAAUAUUCUUAUUGGAAAUGACGGAUCUGUCAAGCUGGCCGAUUGGGGUCUUGCUACCUGUACCAAAAUCAACGGAGAGUUUGGUAUUGGCAGCGAGCGCUAUAUGGCUCCUGAACUGUUUGAUCAAGCAAAUACAAAGGAAUAUGACGCCGAAAAGGCCGAUAUUUGGGCUCUAGGUAUUUGCUUGCUCAAUAUCUUGUUUGGUAGAAAUCCUUUUACUGUUGCUUCACAAAAGGAUAAGUUGUUCCUUGACUUUGCUACUGCUCGUGAAGCACUUUUUGAUAUUUUCCCAAGCCUUUCGGAAGAUGUAUUUGCCGCUCUUCGUCACUGUCUGACUAUGGAUCCCGACAACCGAAGUCUUAGUAAAUUGAGAAAGGAGUUGUUGGCUGUUCGCAUGUGGACUACCGACGAAUAUUAUGAAGACGAGGACGUUUAUGACGACGAUGAGUUUGGUUUGAAUUUGAACGAUAAUGAAAUUAAUGAAUAUGAACAACAAAGCAAUAAUGAAAAAACGACAAAAAAUAAUGAUGAUUUUGAGGAUAACGACGAUACCGUGGUAGGCGGUUUUGUCAAGGCUUCUUCUGGUGCUCUUGCUACUGUCCACGGAGGUUCCAUUUCUGCUGCUAAUGGCGAGCAUGAGCCUUUUGCUACCAAGACUCCUGGUCCCCACCAUGCUCCUUCGCCAUUGGCUAUUUUCCAGGAAUCUCUUGCUGUGCCACAAGACUUUAUUAGUACCACCACUAAUAGACAGCCUUUCCGUACACCUACCGGUCUUGUCAACCACUCGCCCUUGCGACAGGAUCUCGAUUGGAAUCGUACUAUGCAGUUCACACCGCCGACUCGAGAGAAUGGCUUUUUCCCCAACAGCAAAGUCAAGACUCCUUCGAACCUGUCUUUUGUGCUUUCCGCAAGAGGCGGUAAUGGAAGCGGUUUCCCAAUGCAGUCUGUUGGCGAGGACGACGAAUCGGGCCUGUUGGAAUCUUCGACUUCCUCUGCCAGUCGCAGUCGUCGCGGCAGUGAUGGCAGCACCAACAGUAUUAUUGACGACGAACAUCACGAAGAUGUUUUUGCUAUGGACGGUGAAUUGAGUGGCUCUUUCAACAAGCUAUCACUUAACUCUGGUCACAAUAACAGCAACAUUAUAAACGGUGGAGCCCGAGCUGUUCCAACCAGUAAUGAAAGAGCUGGCUCUGGUUCCGACUCGUCAAUCUCGUCGGUUCCUUCAUUGGUAAAGUCAACUACUUUGGAAGAAGCUUCACUACCCAGUCAACGGUUUACUUUCAACGGAGCAUCCGCUUCGUUCACCCCUUCGAACAUGACGAUUCCGAAAAUGAUUGUUCAAGGAGCGUCACCAGAACGACGCAAAACCGCAUUCCUCGCGUCGUCGGCUCCUCCAGUGCGAGAUUUCCUUAAUCUCGGCAAGAGCUGGAGCGACAUUGACUUUGAAGACGACGACGACGCCGACUUUGUGGAAGACGACUUUUACUACAACAAGCUACGCAAUGCAGUCCCCGCUGGAACCGGGACUGUGACAUCUGUUAGCGGUAGCAACAGUCAACGUUUGGAUGAUGCCAUGGCCAGCAAAGAAACAUCUGCCGUCAGCAUCAAACCAAUGGCCACAAAGUCGCGUCUGCCAGCCAUCGCUGGCAAAUCCCACCCGACCCCGGGCCAGUCCUGGGUGUACCCCCACUGGGUCGAGUAA